AUGGUCUCAUUCAAGCAACUCAGUGCCGCCGGAGCUGCGCUUCUCACUGUUACGCCUCAAACCAUUGCGGAGCCAAUCGAGGCCUCGCCAAAGCACCAUCUAUCUCAGUUGAUCGCUCGCUCCAUUGUCGAUUCUGCACCUUCGGAGGCGCUCGAGCUGUGGGCGCGUAAUGAUUUUGACGGCGAUGACCUGGUCAAUGCGCUUUCCCGGGCCGUCUCCGAUGACGAGAUUGUCGCUGACCUUGCGGCCCGUGGCUUCAUGAGCAAGUUUAUCCACAAGAACAAGGAACAAGACAAGUCCAAGUAUCCUGCUCAGUCCAAAAAGCCAGAGAAGGGGCUCCCCGCCAUGCCAUCCAGGAAGCAGGCCGAGGCUGGCGUGCGAUACAAGGCUCCCAGCCGAUCGUCUACCGGCGGCGGUCGAGCCAGGCCCAUCCCAAAGAAGGCCCACACAAUGAGGCGAGACCUUGCAGACGAGCUCGAUGUUCGUGGCUUCAUGAGCAAGUUCAUCCACAAGAACAAGGAACAAGACAAGUCCAAGUACCCUGCGCAGUCUAAGAAGCCAGAGAAGGGUCUGCCAGCUAUGCCUUCUCGAAAGCAGGCUGAAGCUGGUGUGCGAUACAAGGCUCCCAGCGGAUCCUCGUCCGGUGGUAGAGCUCGACCUGUGCCCAAGAAGGCCAAGACGAUCUAG
Clonostachys rhizophaga is the source of this 687-nucleotide messenger RNA. The record is from the annotation of a GenBank genome assembly. Lineage: Eukaryota; Fungi; Ascomycota; Sordariomycetes; Hypocreales; Bionectriaceae.